Molecule: messenger RNA, 1374 nt
Organism: Paramuricea clavata
Lineage: Eukaryota; Metazoa; Cnidaria; Anthozoa; Malacalcyonacea; Plexauridae
Source: the annotation of a GenBank genome assembly
AGACAAUUUAUUGUCAUUUCCAAAGCACGACUCGCUCAAAAUUGAAGACUAGAAAGUGAUGUCAACAGUCGUAUGUUAAUACAAUAUGUCAUCAAUCAACCAGAGUCACUAUCUUGAUCAUUUUUCGAUUUCUCAGGAGGCAAAUGAUGUCUACAAAGAAAGUACAUGUGCACUAGACAACAUGAAACUUUAUACUGCAGAAAAUUGUACAGGCAGUUGUCAAACUCGUGUCACAGAAGGGUAAAGGACAUAUACAGUAUGUGACAACUGAAUGGUAUCCUUUUGUAAAUUUUUAGUAUUCAAGAAAAUUUGCAAACAGAGUUUCUUGAGAGAAAGGACUAGUAUUUAUGGAUAUCAAUGAUCAACAUGAACAUUGGUACACCUUUGAGAUGUGUGACACCAGGAGUUAGGGGGAAGGUAUGGACAUUCAAGGAUUCCCAGGACAAUUGCGGUUAUUUUGGAGUAAAGGGUACCUCUUUGGGCAAAAAUUCUCUCUUGCCAAAAAUCUCGCAAAGGUCGAGAUUUGGGGAGAAUUAUUCAAGAGCUGUACAGCGUCCCCAUGGCUGCAAACAAUUGGAGAACAACUCGCAUUUUGAAAGUACUUGGUUAGCAUCAAAGGAAAAUGAAACUAUUAGUAAGCUUACAAGACCGAGUCUAAGAGACAACUUUGAAAUUAUCAAACAUACUGAACAUUGCCACUUAGGGAGAAAAGAUACGAAAAUGAAGGGGAAGCUUUCUGGAAGUUCACAAAGUGCACAGCAAAAAGCAUAUUUGAGAAUGGUGUUUAGUAGGUCGCCUCAUGACCACUCAACAAGCAACGACAACAAUUUUGACGAAGAUUACAUAAGCUUUGACGAUGAGCUAUUUUCACGGUAUUUGAAGGAGGGAUCUGAGAUACAACACUCCAGUUUCGUACCUACAAACGUGAGAUCGGCUAAAAUAGGCACACCUACGGAUCCUACGCAAUUGCGAUCAGGUGUAAAAUCGGGCAAGUGUCGUUUGCGAAGAAAAUAUACUGAUCUAGGCGUUACAGUGUCAGACAAUAAUUUAAUAAAAUACGGUAGAUGAAUUUAAAAUAUAGUUUAGUUCGGGCCAAAAACAUUGUUCAAAAACAUAGUGAUCUCUCUCAAUAUAUAUCUGUUUUAUAGAUAGGGUGAACACCAAACGUGAUUGGCUGAUUUGUGGUCACGUGACUUCAGAUAAAUGCAAUGUUUCCCGCCGGGCAACAAGUGAAAAAUUGUCGCCCGCCCGACCGGCUACGUACAUAAAUAAACAAAAUGGCGGCACAACUAGCAUAAUUAGAAACUACAAUUUUCCAAGUUCGUGUUCACAUAAAGAAUGUAAAAGAGAAAAAAAAUACACAACAGGCAACAG